AUGACCCUCCUCGAUUUCUUCCGCAGCAUUCUGCGCCGGCUGGCCGCCGUGAUCCUCUUUCCCUCUGCCUUCAAGACCAUGGACGUCUCGGUCAAAUCUCCAAACACUGAGGUUACGGUGGUCGAGACUAUGGACACCCUUCAUUCCUUAGACUCGCUCAAGGACGAAAUCAUGCGUCUCUUCAGAUAUCCCUGUACCAUGCGUCGAAUGCUGUCCAUGUCCUCCUCCCUCCGCGUCCAAUACAAGGCCAAACUCCAAGAGAGCGAUGCUUGCAUGCUACCCUCGUACUGCGAGACAUUGCCGACCGGAAAAGAGACAGGGACUUAUAUCGCUCUCGAUGUGGGUGGCUCGACUUUCCGGGUGGCAUUGAUUGAACUCCGGGGAAGAGAGAAUCGACACGGCCCUAUGGUGAUCAAGCACAUGUCCACCAGUAAGAUUGACGAGCGAAUACGUAAACUACCUGGGACGGAGUUCUUCGACUGGAUGGCCAGUAGGAUACAUGCUAUGCUGGAAGAAGAGAAGGAAACUUGGUCGCCUGAUCAGACGUUGCCCCUGGGUUUAGCCUGGAGUUUUCCUAUUGAGCAAACAAGUCACCGGGGAGGGAAGGUUCAAGGUAUGGGGAAAGGGUUUGCUUGCCAUGAAGGUACCAUGGGCAUGGAUUUGGGCCAACUCAUCGAGACCGCCUGCGCGAGGAGGAGUUUGAAGGUCCGUGUUGACGCCAUUGUCAAUGAUUCUUCAGCCACCCUCCUUUCCCAAGCCUACCUCGAUCCUGCUACCUCCAUGGGGCUUAUUUUGGGGACUGGGACAAACGCCGCUGUAUAUCUGCCGACAUCGUGCAUGGGGAAGUCCAAGUUCGGGAUUCGGGAUCAUUCAUGGUUCGACAAGGCCGAGCGGGUCAUUACGAACACGGAAGUGUCAAUGUUCGGCAAGUCGAUUCUUCCAGAGACGCGAUGGGACGAGAUCCUGAACCAGCAGCACAUAAGGCCAGACUUUCAACCUCUUGAGUACAUGACUACUGGUCGCUACUUGGGAGAGCUGUUCCGAUUGAUCAUUCUCGAGGGUGUUGCAACCGGCGAGCUGUUCAGCGGCGUCAUGCCAGAUGUGUUGCGCGAGAGCUAUUCUUUGGACACCGAGAUCAUGGCCAAGCUUGAGCUGGACAAGACGAAGAGUAUGAGGGGCUCAAUUUCGAUGAUCAAAAAGGCUUUUGGGUUGAAAAGAAGCCCGACACUGAAAGAAGUUUCGUUCCUCCACGAAGCGGCCGAGUCAAUCUCUUAUCGAGCCUCCGCCUACAUCGCUGUUGCCGUGCACGCUCUCUGGGCUUUACAAAAAGACACCGAGGUCAACCCCACAACCCCGAACGGAACUCCCAAAACCUCGAUUGCGUGUAACGGCAGCGUUAUACUCAAAUAUCCCGGCUUCAAAGAUCGUUGUGAGGGUUUCAUCCGACAAAUGAUCUCCACUGGUUCAUCGCCAGAAGGCACAUUUGGUUCUGAAAGGAUCGUUCUUGAGCCGACUCAUGAAGCAGCCAUAUUCGGCGCAGCCGUCGCUGUGGCACUAACCAACGCGCCCUGA
Molecule: messenger RNA, 1572 nt
Organism: Fonsecaea nubica
Lineage: Eukaryota; Fungi; Ascomycota; Eurotiomycetes; Chaetothyriales; Herpotrichiellaceae
Exons: 1
Coding region: 1-1572 (523 amino acids)
Biological process (GO): glycolytic process; intracellular glucose homeostasis; glucose 6-phosphate metabolic process
Cellular component (GO): mitochondrion; cytosol
Molecular function (GO): D-glucose binding; ATP binding; glucokinase activity
Source: RefSeq, a predicted model, not a curated record